UACACAUCUAACCUACCCUAAUCUGUUCCUCGACCAUGGCAUUCGAUCGGAUAGCGAUACGGAUAGGACGCGCGAGGUUGUUCCUGUUGUAAAAUAAACGAUGACGUGCGUUUACGUUAUAAUAACAGCGAUGAAAUAGCGAACGCCGUCGAAAGCAGGAUAGAAGUGAAUGUAUUUCGAGAAUGUUGAUAUCUGACAGCUGCGCGAUUAAAUUCGUUAAGAUGGUGUAGAUGUUACAUACGUAACGAAUUAUAUUUGUGACGGAGAAGCGUUUUGAAAACAUUCAUCGUGGUGUUUGAUCUCCUCUUCGUUUAGAGAUCGACUUGAAGCAGGGAAAAAUGGAAGAAAAAUGCAGUAAUAGAGGCAUGAUAGGAGAGGAGGAACUCGAAGACACUGAAAAUAUAAUAAUUAAUGAAGUGGAUGGUUUACCAAAUUUACAUCCAAAUUACGAGCAAUUAGAACUUGAAUUUGAAAGAGAAAGCCACGAUACAGAUAUUAGAUCAAUCGAUGAGUUGGUUCAUGAUGAAGACUUACCAACUUCUGUAAUUGUUACUAAUGUUGAUCCUCGAGUUUUUAAGAAUGAUGAUUUAAAGCCAGCCAUAGAAAAUCUUUUCAAACAAUUUGGAGAAGAUGCUACGUUUCAAUACUUUAGAUCCUUCAGAAGAAUGAGGGUAAAUUAUAAUUCUCCCAAUGCUGCAGCAAAUGCAAGAUUGCAUUUGCAUCAAACGCAUUUUGGAGAAACUGAUAUUAAUUGUUAUUUUGCACAACCAGUGACGCCUAUAGAUAUGGAGGAUCAGCAUCUGCAACCACCUGCUCUUACCAAACAGUUCCUCAUAUCUCCUCCUGCUUCUCCACCAGUUGGCUGGAAACCACGUGAAGAAGGAGAACCUCUUGUUAAUCAUGAUUUAUUAGCUGCUAUAGCCAAUUUAUCCACAGGCGGAACUCAUGAGAUACAUCCAGGAGGGUCGGGACAACCGGGAAUAGUUGUGCAUGUUUGUGAGAGUGCGAAUUCGGCGAAAAAUGCGCCUCGUAUUCAACAUACGCGAUGCCCAGAACACUAAUUUUUCUUUUCCCGUUUUUUGGUUGAUCAUACAUUGAUAGGCUCUUAUAAUCUGCAGAGUAACUAGAUUCAAGCUGAAAAAAGAGCGCAUCUAGCGAGUGAUUUUAAAUUAAAAAAAAAGGUAUUAUAUAAUAAGAUUAUAAUUCACACAUUCAAUUGUGUGUAGCUAGAUCCAAAUGAUGAAAAAAAAGUGAUGUAUCAUAAAAAGAUUGACAGUUUACAGACAACGAUGAAAUCUGGUAUAUAAUAUUUACCAAGCUUCCCACGGAUAACAGUGAUCUAUAAAUAUCAAUUCUCUAUAAAUAUUUAUUGUUAUAUACUGAUCAAGAAAUAGAGUUUAAAAUUGUGUUUGCACAUUGUGAGAAAAUUUGUGAAUUGCUUAUAUUUUUUAUUUCUGACAAUAUAUACGCGACGCGAAGAGAAUCCAACAGUUGAAGAAAUUCCAAUAGUUUGGCCUAUAUUGUCUAUGUUUUUCUUAAUAAUUGAUAUUGUAUCGUACAUAUCGUGAAAAAUUACGUCCUAUGUGAUAAAAUUAAAAAUCGAUGAAUCAAAGAUGGAAAUUGUUGAAAAUAUAUUCAGAGAUUUUGCAAUUCUACCUCUCAUUGUCGGUGUGUUAUUUCUAUUCUUAAACACAUAAUGUAAUAAAACAUAAUAUUGUAAAUCUACAUAAAAGAUACUAAUAACUAAUUUUAGAAUAAUCGCUCGACACACAGAAUCAAAAAGUUCUAUUUUA
Camponotus floridanus (Florida carpenter ant) is the source of this 1793-nucleotide messenger RNA. It is a transcript of the gene sra, whose product is annotated as protein sarah. Gene Ontology annotation, biological process: calcium-mediated signaling. The transcript is spliced from 5 exons. Bases 339 to 1061 code for a protein of 240 amino acids. The record is from RefSeq and is a predicted model, not a curated record. Gene Ontology annotation, cellular component: nucleus; cytoplasm. Gene Ontology annotation, molecular function: nucleic acid binding; calcium-dependent protein serine/threonine phosphatase regulator activity. NCBI's taxonomy places the organism in Eukaryota, Metazoa, Arthropoda, Insecta, Hymenoptera, Formicidae.